AUGUCGUCUGCUCAGUUUCUAGAACUAAACGACGUGAACGAAGCUCCUGAAAACAAGCGUGAUAAGAAGCGGAGAGAUCUUGUCGAAAAGUUGAAUAAGCAAAGUGCAGAGAUCUACGAUAGGAGAGAUCUUAUCUUCUUAGAAGCACAUAAUGCUAUGACUGAUGUACACAAUCAUCUGCUAUCAACAUCUCCUACAAAUCCUUAUGAAUUCACGGCUGCACCAAGUACAGGCUCCUUAAUGACAUCUAGAGAACAAAAUCUCAGAUUAUACGAGCUUAGCUUAGAAAGGGAUGCUAUUUUGUCCGCUAUAAAACACACUUACGGAUAUGCUAUGGAUUCCGCUAAAUCUCUCUACGAGAUUGAACGUAGCAGGGUCGAGGAGGAAUACGACAGUGUACAACGCUCAAUCAAGACUAAACUAAUAGAUGCUAUUGAAGAGAAAAAGAGAAAACUUAAAGAAGAGAAAGACAUGGAAGUUGGUGUGGAAUCACUCCUAGAUGCAACUAACUUUUCAAGAUCGACGCGCACCAGUCGGAAUAGGAAGUCAGGGAAUGUGAGCUCUAGUGUAGGCGGCACUCCCUCCCAACAAGAUCCCAACGAAAGCGAAGCAACAGUGCCUUCUAGUAGCUAUCUCGGCGUUGCAUUCGAAGACAUACUUGGUUCAAGUUCUUUGAAUAGCGUCUUAGGUGGUAAAAAGAAGAAAACACCUGCAGGUCCUCCUGGUAUGACUGGACCGUUCUUAGGUCUAGGUAGAAGUAUUAACUCAGGCUUGACAGCUGCGAAGGAUAUUGAUGUUGAUACCGAUAUGAUGGAAAUUCGCAAGAAAAGAAGACGAAAGUAAAUUCACCACUCGGUUUAUUCCUUUCUUGAUCAAAAUUAUGUAGAGUAAAUAGCAAUGUAUAUUUU
Wallemia mellicola CBS 633.66 is the source of this 908-nucleotide messenger RNA. RefSeq lists its product as hypothetical. The transcript has 2 exons. The coding region runs from base 1 to 843 and encodes 280 amino acids. NCBI's taxonomy places the organism in Eukaryota, Fungi, Basidiomycota, Wallemiomycetes, Wallemiales, Wallemiaceae. The record is from RefSeq and is a predicted model, not a curated record.